AUGUUGAAGCUGUUUUAUCCUUUGGCCGCAGUGCUGCUGUGUUUUGUCUUCGCCACAGCGCAGGUUGUGCCAAAUACAGAGAUCGGCCGUAUUACUAUCCAAGUGCCGUUGCUGUCCAAUGGAAAGCCCGUGAUCCUCACCAACCAGGAUAGGGAGGAAGUGGCUCAUGUGGAGGAGAUCAAGCCGGGAAAGGUGCAUGUAGUCCAGGAAGUAGUGGUUCCGCCAACGGUUAAGUCGGAGAGCAAGGUUCGUGUGGCCAGAGCCGUGGGAGGAUAUAACUCUGGACUCCCCAAUCCGGGCAUCCCCAAUCAUGGUAUCCCGAAUCGCGGUAUUCCCAAUGACGGAAUCCCUAAUCCUGGAAUUCCCAUUGAUAAUAUUCCCAAUCCUGGCGUCCCUAAUCAUGGGAUCCCGAACCCUGGCAUCCCCAAUCAUGGAAUUCCUAACCGUGGCAUUCCCAACGAUGGAAUCCCCAAUCCCGGAAUCCCUAAUCAUGGCAUUCCCAAUCCUGGCAUCCCUAAUCAUGGAAUUCCUAACCGUGGCAUUCCCAACGAUGGCAUCCCCAACCCUGGUAUUCCAAACCAUGGAAUACCCAAUCCUGGCGUCCCCAACCAUGGCAUUCCCAAUCCAGGAGUUCCCAAUCCCGAAGCCUCCGAAAUCCAAUCGGUUGUGGUGACUCCCAAAAGUGUAACGACCACUGCACCCGUAACCACCGAGAUGCCCAAGCGAGUGACCACCCGGAACUGUCAUCAUCUCCUGAUGGGUGGAAUGACCACCAUGUCCCCAACAGAGGUGACCAGUAUGCCAGUGGAGAACUGCGAUGAGUUGUGCACCAAACUGGAAUACGUUCCGAUCUGCGGCUACAAUGGCCACUGCAUCCAUGAGUUCUCCAACCAGUGUGUGAUGGACUCCUUCAACUGCCGGCAUCGGGAGCAGGUCUUCCGGGCAGUGGACGAGGAUGUCUGCCGGUUGGGAGUAUGUGUGAGGAGAUGCACAGAGGAGGAACUCAAACAUUAA
Drosophila bipectinata is the source of this 1014-nucleotide messenger RNA. RefSeq names its product RNA-binding protein 12. Gene Ontology annotation, molecular function: protein binding. NCBI's taxonomy places the organism in Eukaryota, Metazoa, Arthropoda, Insecta, Diptera, Drosophilidae. The record is from RefSeq and is a predicted model, not a curated record.